Molecule: messenger RNA, 733 nt
Organism: Scomber japonicus (chub mackerel)
Lineage: Eukaryota; Metazoa; Chordata; Actinopteri; Scombriformes; Scombridae
Product: ATP synthase subunit C lysine N-methyltransferase-like
Exons: 5
Coding region: 1-588 (195 amino acids)
Biological process (GO): regulation of mitochondrial ATP synthesis coupled proton transport; peptidyl-lysine trimethylation; positive regulation of proton-transporting ATP synthase activity, rotational mechanism
Cellular component (GO): mitochondrion
Molecular function (GO): protein-lysine N-methyltransferase activity
Source: RefSeq, a predicted model, not a curated record
AUGAUCUGUGCUGCUGUGUCGGAUGAAGGAUCCGCCGCUACAGCGCCGUUUGUAGCUCCAGCGCUGAGGAAAGUGUGUUUGCCGUUUGUCCCUGCGACUACCGAACAGGUCCAAAACGUCUUCCAGAGAGCCAGAACAGGAAACGUGGUGGACAUUGGCAGUGGAGAUGGGAGGAUAGUGAUAGCAGCAGCAAAGCACGGCUUUCAGGCCUGUGGCUUCGAGCUGAACCCCUGGCUGGUGUGUUACUCCCGCUACAAGGCCUGGAGAGAGGGCGUCCACCACUCCACCUCCUUCUACAUCUCUGACUUGUGGAAGGUCAGUUUUGCACAGUAUUCCAAUGUUGUAAUUUUUGGAGUCCCUCAAAUGAUGGACCAGCUGGAGCUGAAGCUGGCAAGCGAGUUACCGAGCUCAGCCAAGGUUGUGGCCUGCCGAUUCCCCUUCCCCACCUGGGUACCUGAACACACUGCCGGAGAGGGCAUAGACACUGUGUGGGUGUACGAUGCCAAGACAUUUAAAUCAGACCAGCAACACGGAACAACAGAGAAGACAACAUCGGAACAUGAGGACAUGCCAGAUUCACACACAUAAAUAGAUACACUAAGGUGUGGUUAACAGUUCUUGUGAUCACACACUGUAGUCUGGGGUGGAACUGACAUUUGAAAUCCAUGCUGUUUCUUUUCUGGACCAGGAGUGGACCUGAAGCAUCUCAAAGUUGGAUGUUUUUUAUGGAAAU